Bursaphelenchus xylophilus (pine wood nematode) is the source of this 962-nucleotide messenger RNA. NCBI's taxonomy places the organism in Eukaryota, Metazoa, Nematoda, Chromadorea, Rhabditida, Aphelenchoididae. The record is from the annotation of a GenBank genome assembly.
AUGAUUUUCUUUCUCUUCAUUCUUUCGCUGACCCUGAUCAGCCUCAUACUUUGUGCCAAAUCAACGACAACCGAGGAGGAAUCGUUCAGAGCUUCCAAGAGCAAACACCCGAAAAGUAAGAAACACAAUCUCAUAGACGUAUGCUACGAUAUUUACAAGAAAUGCCAUUAAAUUUGGCAAAAUUUCAGAACCUGAUCCGAAUGUGGAGAGGACAGAGAGAAUUUCAAUUCAUGGCUCAGUCGAAGACAACAACGCCGAUUUUACGGAUAAUACACAUUUUGCACUGCCAGAGAAGAAAGGUUCGAAAGAGAGCACGGAAACGAAAGAUACGAAGGACACCAAAGACACAAGGGGUAAGAAUGAGACCAAACAUACCAAGAAGGAGGCCAAGAUGAAGGCGGAGAAGGAAUCACCAGAGGAGAGCGACAACAAAUUUUCUUUAUCGGCCAGUAUGUCCUAUACUCAGGAGGAACCGGUAAGUAAAACAUAGGAAUCGAACCCAAUCAAUUGAUUUUUCCUCAAAAUUCUUUGCAGUCAAGAAUUUUUGAGGAUUUGGAAGAAAUUUUCAUAAAUUCUUUAUAUUAUCUAUGGCCAACUCAAAAUAUUUUUGCCAAAGAUAAGAUGAUUUGCUCCAAAAAUAUCCCACAAGAAACCAAUUCACUUUUCAGACAGAGACUGCUGAGAAGAGACACGAGCGAAAACACCGAACCAGGGAUUCUAAUAACCGAAGUCGUCGAGAAAAACAUCGUCGCCCGAAGAAAUUGCCACUUUCCAGUCUAAGUGUGGACACUACCGCUGCAAACAGCAUAGCGGCUCCUCUAAAUUCAGCCAUUCAACCAGUCAGCAUGGUGGAGAAGACCCAGUACACGAAGAGUUCGAUUGGGACGGUAACUCAUGUGAAGGCUGACGGAAAUGAUGGGAGGGCCUGUCCAAAUACAACUCAGGAGGAUACUCAAGGGUGA